AUGUCAGCUAAACUACCCAUUACCAAAAAGACCAAAAUGUCAGACUUGAUCAAUAACCGGUUAAAGAUACACACGGUUGAUAACAGAACAUACACAGGAACGCUACUUUCUUUUGACAAGCACCUAAACGUAGUAUUGGCAGAUACAGAAGAAGCAAGAAUCACGAAGAAAAGCUUGACUGAAUUACGAAUUCAGAGUCAGAAGAGGGCCAACAAGAAAUUACCCAUCACAUCGGCAUCCACUACGCCGCUAUUUCCUACAGAAAUACCCAAAAGUAGUAAGCCUGAUUUGACACGAAGACAUAUUGGAUUAAUUGUAUUAAGAGGAGAGCAAAUUGUUAAUUUUACCAUUGAAACUGGUCCCUCAAGCGACCUUAAGGUUGGAACCACCGGAGGCUCUACUUCCUCUAGCAGACCAGUGAAACAACCCGUGAGCAAGUUGAAAAAGAUUGCUUGA
Molecule: messenger RNA, 456 nt
Organism: Lodderomyces theae
Lineage: Eukaryota; Fungi; Ascomycota; Pichiomycetes; Serinales; Debaryomycetaceae
Product: mRNA splicing protein
Exons: 2
Coding region: 1-456 (151 amino acids)
Biological process (GO): mRNA splicing, via spliceosome
Cellular component (GO): cytoplasm; catalytic step 2 spliceosome; U5 snRNP
Molecular function (GO): RNA binding
Source: RefSeq, a predicted model, not a curated record